AACGCAACUUGCUGGUCCGUUUGACGGACAGCUGGAGUGACCACUGCGGUGAGCGCUUCCCCUUUCUCGCCGUCAGCACGGUAGGCUGUGGAGCGAGCUAGCUUAGCUGCCGACGGGGAACAAAACAGACGCGGUGAUGUCCGGGAUUCUAAAUAAAAUGUGCUGGAGCCGGACCCUUCGCACCAGCUGGGUCCUGCUGCUGCUCCAGCUGCUGUGUUCAGAGGCAGUGCCCAUCAGUAUGGACAAGACCAAAGUCAAAGAGCCGGAGAGCCAACCCGAGGAGCCCCCAGCUAGUGUGGACACUGGACUCCACUAUGACCGCUACCUCAGGGAAGUCAUUGAUUUCCUAGAGAAGGAUCAGCACUUCAGAGAAAAGCUCCACAACACAGACAUGGAAGACAUCAAGCAAGGCAAGCUUGCCAAAGAGCUGGACUUUGUCAGCCAUCAUGUCAGAACAAAACUGGAUGAGCUGAAGAGGCAGGAGGUGAACCGACUACGAACCCUGAUUAAGGCCAAACAAGACAUUGAGGGAGGGAAUGAUAUUGCGGUGGACCACCAGGCUCUGCUGAAACAGUUUGAGUACUUGAACCACAUGAACCCUCACACAUUUGAAGUGGACGACCUCGAUCGACUCAUCAAAUCGGCCACUAAGGAUCUGGAGAACUACGACAAAGAACGACACGAGGAUUUCAAGAAGUAUGAAAUGACGAAAGAGCACGACAGACAGGAACACCUGAAAACACUGGAUGAGGAGGAAAGGAGGAAGGAGGAGGAGCACUAUGAGGAGAUGAAGAAGAAGCAUGCUGACCACCCUAAAGUUAACCACCCAGGCAGCCAGAAUCAGCUGAAGGAGGUGUGGGAGGAUGCUGACGGGUUGGACCCUGAAGAUUUUGACCCUAAGACCUUUUUCAAACUGCACGAUGCCAACGGAGACAGCUUCUUUGAUGAACAGGAGCUGGAAGCAUUGUUCACCAAAGAGUUGGAAAAAAUCUAUGAUCCCACCAACGAAGAGGAUGAUAUGGUGGAGAUGGAGGAAGAGAGGCUACGUAUGAGGGAACAUGUAAUGAACGAGGUGGAUUCUAACAAAGACAGGCUGGUCUCUCUAGACGAGUUCCUGGUUGCAACAAGGAAAAAAGAAUUCUUGGAGCCCGAUAGCUGGGAGACCCUGGAGCAGAACCAGGCUUAUACAGACGAAGAGAUGAGGGAGUUUGAGGAGCACCUUGCGCAGCAGGAAGAGGACCUCAACCAGAAAGCUGAUGACCUCCACAAACAGAGAGAAGAGCUAGAAAAACAACAGGAGCAGCUCAACGCACAGAAGAUAGAGCUGCAACAGGCAGUCGAUCACAUGGAGCGGCUGAAAUCACAGAAAGUAGAGCCCCCUCCUGAGGUUCACGUUGAAGGAAAUGAUAUUCCAGAGAUGCAUCUAGUUGACAAUCAGUUACAUCCUGAGCAAGAGGCCCACGAGCCUGCACACCACGUUCCUCAAGAUCCACAACAGGAACACUAUGAACAACUCAAUCAAGACCUGGCUCAGCACGGCCUCCCCCAGACGCACCACGAUCUGCCACCGGGCCACCAGGAAGUUGCACAAGGCCAGCACAACCUGCCAUAACAGAAGUUGCACAACCAGACUUUGGCAGCGCCUCCACUCCAGUGUGCAGAGGAGUCGUCCCUCCUGAGUAUUAGGCCUCUUUAACCAGAAUGACUUGCACACGUGAUGAUGACGGAAAGUAGCACAGACAGAAUCCCUGUUGAAUGAUGCCAGUGCUUGAUAAUAACUGAAAUCUUUGGAUUGCAUUACAGAAUCACAAGAGUAAAAUGACCAACCGAGAACGUGCAUCCUACAAUGUGCAUACUUAGUUGUGUUUGAUGACAUAAGAAAUGAUUGAGAAUGUUUGGUAAUACAUAAUUCAAAAAUAUGAUUUGUUUGAACGGUUGACCUGCUGUUUGCUGUUCAAAGUACAGAACCUCUACAAUGCCACUGGCUCCACAAACUGAAAGGAUGCGAAGAGCCUGUUGCGUUCAGUGCAAUGUUCGGUGCAGCUGCUGAGAGGGAUGAGAUGUAAAAAGUAAUAUAAAUGUUGUCAGUUUGACUUAAAUCUUCUGACUUGACAAGGUUAUGGUUUUCCUGAAACAUUUAGAAAGAGAUUAGUUUACAUGUGUGGCUUGUGGUGUAAUGUUUCACUGGAUUUUUAUAGUAUUUGAGUGCAACAUUUUUCUAUUAUGGCAUAAAGCCUGAAAGAAAAGAGACUAUUACAAUUUUCACUAGUAGGCAGCAUUUUGACAGAAACAGAAACGAUUUCACCCAAAAAGGACUUCUUGAUAGAAACAGGCAGUGUCAUAUAAUUAUGAUCUACGAGGCUUCCGUCAGAUCUUUGUUAAAUUUUUUUUUUUAUUAGAUCUCCAGCUGCCACUAUCCACAAAUAUUACGAUCUUUGAAUCAGAAGCCUUUGCAUGAACACAAGUUUUCUCUGUCCUCUUAUUUUUGUCAAGAAAUGAUUUUACCAAAACUUUUGCUACUUUCUUAAUGGUCACCCGAUCUUUAAACAUCACUCUUUGUGUACAGUCAGAUUUUCUCAAGUUUUUUCAACUGUAGAAAAUGUGUGCUAUACCUAGAAGGCAAUCAGGUAGGAACAUUUUUCAUAACGGACAUUUUUGGGUCACAGUGCAGCUGCUUUCCUCCAGCUUUGUUGUUAAAGUAAAGAAAGACACAUGGUUCUCCAAAUAAAGAUGGCUGUGAAAUCACCCUACAAAUUAUAAACAUGUUCCCCUAAAUUAAUUACAACCUUAAGUGUAAAAUAAAGUUAGCUUCCAGGUACAAUGUCCCUGCAAAUAAAUUGUAAAACCACAAUACACUUUCUGUUGAAGCAUAUUGGGCAUUUAGAGUCCGGACAUUCAUUCAUACACAAACGUGUAUGUGCCAUGUUUUAUUCAUGAGUUGAUCAUAAUUGAUCAUUUUAAUGAUUUUUGAUUUGCUUAAUAAAACUGUUUUGAUGUUAAGCUCAUUUUAUCAAUUAGGAUAUAGACCCAAAAAAAUAAAAUUAUUUCAGAUAAUUGGAAUGUUUUUCAUUAUUAUAAAAGGGGUUAUUACCAGUGUCACAUUGAAAAUGCAGCAGUAACAUUCAAACAACUGACUUGUUUCGUUCAGUUCACAUCUAUUUGUUUGGCACUUGGUCCCAAUUUGAAUAGCAGGCACAUCUUGUGACAAAUGCUCAGCUUCACAUAAUUGCUGCAAUGUGCUGCUUUUUCCCCGUUAUGUUGUGGUUUCUUCCUGCCGGCAGACUGUGUCCGCCGCCAACAGGCAUCAACUUACUGCCCCUUCUUACUGAAGGCGUUGUUUGCAUCCCGUCAAACAACAGCUCUGCCUUACUGUGGUUUAGCUUUAUACACAUUUUUGACAAGGGAUACUUUUAUUUUCUCUCCAUGUCAUUUGUUUUUGUGCCAAGUGUUCCUUGGAAACAAUACUGCACCAUAAAUUUGCACAAAAUGUUUCUGAUCGCUUUCUGCUGGAUAAAAUUGGUGGUACUGUACACCUCCGUCCAUAAUAAUAAAAGAGUUAUGACCUUU
This is a messenger RNA of Scophthalmus maximus (turbot), 3567 nucleotides long. RefSeq names its product nucleobindin 2a (gene nucb2a). Gene Ontology annotation, cellular component: extracellular exosome; endoplasmic reticulum-Golgi intermediate compartment. Gene Ontology annotation, molecular function: calcium ion binding. The record is from RefSeq and is a predicted model, not a curated record. The coding region runs from base 137 to 1612 and encodes 491 amino acids. Lineage: Eukaryota; Metazoa; Chordata; Actinopteri; Pleuronectiformes; Scophthalmidae. The transcript has 13 exons.